Physcomitrium patens is the source of this 1592-nucleotide messenger RNA. RefSeq names its product rhomboid-like protein 19. The record is from RefSeq and is a predicted model, not a curated record. Gene Ontology annotation, biological process: retrograde vesicle-mediated transport, Golgi to endoplasmic reticulum. Gene Ontology annotation, cellular component: Golgi apparatus; membrane. NCBI's taxonomy places the organism in Eukaryota, Viridiplantae, Streptophyta, Bryopsida, Funariales, Funariaceae.
GAAGGAGUUGCCUGUCGCAUGAGUGAAGGGGAAGACAGGCCCCUCCACACGCCAUAGCCACAGACCAGAUCUCAUCAAUCAGUGUCGUUGUUUUUCUCGCGGUUUUCAAGAGCGGAUCGGGUUCGGCACGAUGAGCACUCCUGCAGCACUCUCCGGGGUUGGGGGCCUUUACUCAGGUUUUACUCGACUUUCAAAAGGGUUAGCUGUAGUUCUUGUCGCGGGCUAUCUUGCCAAUGUCAUCUUACCUCAUACAAUUUCUGUUACUUUUUCUUUAAUACCUGGAAAAUUCAUACCAUUUGUUUGGAACAUCAUCACAGCAGGCUAUCUUGAGACAUCCAUUUUUGGUUUGGGGACGAGCAUUGUCGCCCUACUUCUUGCUGGAAAGCAUCUGGAGCCUUUCUGGGGCUCGAAAGAGUUUGUGAAGUUUAUAGCUUUUGUCAAUUUGUUCACUUGCGCAAGUACCUUCGUCUUGGCCAUCUUUCUCUACUUCAUUUCAAGACAAGGAAACUAUCUGUAUGCGCCAAUAUCAGGGUUCCAUGGAGUAGUGGCUGGGUUUCUUGUAGCUGUAAAGCAGAUCAUUCCAGAACAAGAAAUACCAGCUCUUAAGCUGCGUGUAAAGUGGUCCCCUUCCGUCUUUGUGGCCUUUGCGAUCCUCAGCAGUCUUUUCUCGCCGGAGCCAAUGCAAUUCGUACCGUUCGUUGUGUUCGGAACUUACGGAGCUUGGAUGUAUCUUCGUUAUUUCCAGCAGAAGCCCGAGGCAGGACUCAAAGGGGACUUUAGUGCUGAAUUUGCAUUCGCAACUUUCUUCCCAGCACCUGUGCAGCCUUUCGUCGAUCCAAUAGCAACAAUCUUUGAAAAUAUUUUCUGCAAGCAGAGAAGACAAGUAUCUAACGAAGGGCCGGGAGUUGAUCUGGGGAAACCCCUUCCAGGAUCAGAUUCUGUUGAGGCUAGCAGACGAAGGGAGCGAGGCGCUCGUGCUCUUGAAGAAAGAUUAGGUGCCAAAGGUAUUUCAGAAGGCCUACCAGUAAAGGGACUUGAGCCAAAAGGAUCUGAUGAGAUAGUCUAAGCGAGGAUUAGGGUUCAUAAUUUUAUUUGUUUAUUUUUAAAGUAGUUUUUCUUCUUUUUCUUUUCCUUAAAGAGGGAGGAGGUUAUUUGGGAGACUAGCAGGGGCCAAAAACACAUGCAUUAUCAAACUUGACUGACAUUUCGCUACAUCUCCCUCUCUGCAAGCACAGUUUUCUUUCACAGUGAAAUCUUCUCCCCUUGUUCCAACACCUAGAUCUUUUCUCUACCGAGGGAGUUUUGUAGCAUCAUGCAUGGUCACCUGGAGCACUUGUGAGAUGCUUCUCUGGGAUCUCAGUAAUUGUAGGACUGGAAAGAGUUAUGGUACAGUGUAAAGUGGAAAGUCUUGUGAACUAGAAAAUGGUCUACAGUAGCUUCCGAAGGUUGUGAAUACAUAAGUUCCCCUACUUUCAGUCUACGUUUAGCUCUCUCUCUCUCUCUCUCUCUCUCUCAUUCUUCAUUUUGCAUUGGUUUUUUUACCGAAUGAUGAGAAAUGGAUGUUCUCUGCCUGAGAACAUACUAAGGUGCCA